This is a messenger RNA of Talaromyces amestolkiae, 1794 nucleotides long. RefSeq lists its product as uncharacterized. Lineage: Eukaryota; Fungi; Ascomycota; Eurotiomycetes; Eurotiales; Trichocomaceae. Gene Ontology annotation, molecular function: pyridoxal phosphate binding; transaminase activity. The transcript has 3 exons. Gene Ontology annotation, biological process: biosynthetic process. The record is from RefSeq and is a predicted model, not a curated record. The coding region runs from base 1 to 1794 and encodes 597 amino acids.
AUGGCUGACGAGUCAACGCGACAUGUGAGGGCCAUGUCUCUAAUACCUUUGGAUCUUGCACAUCAUUUCUCCAGAGCUUCGAAGAAGAGAAUUCCAAAUGUUCUAAAAGAAUACUACAGGUUUCUGCGAAACCCUGAAAUGGCUAAUUUUGCUGGUGGUUUGCCAUACACGGGAAAUUUUCCUUUCGAUGCCUUGGAAAUCCACCUUGUCGCGCCACAGAGCCUAAAUACCCUCAAUGGCCAAAGUCGCGACAUGAACUCGGAAGGAAGUAGGAUCUCACGGAUGCGAAUCCUUCGGAGUUCAGUCGGCGAGAAGUCUCAACGCAUCAUUGAUCUGGACACAUCUCUUCAAUACGGUAGCUCGCAGGGAUACCCACCUCUCUAUGCAUGGCUUAAGAAACUGGUCAAUACGGUCUACCAUCCGAAUAUACCGUACAAGGGUGGAGCCGAUGUCAUGAUUUGUGGCGGAUCGGCAGACGGAUUGUCUAAGGUCUAUGAACUUCUUUUCAACCACUGGGACGAAGAUGUGAACGAUAUUCGGGACCGCGAGGGGUUGCUCGUAGAAGAGUUUGUAUACGCUCCACCAAUCGCGCAGUUGAGACCCAGAGAUGUCAAUAUUGUACCCAUUAAAAUGGACAUGGAGGGCAUGCUUGCAUAUGGAUCAGGUGGUCUUCUUGACGUCCUUGACAACUGGGAUCUCUCGAAGGGAAAGAGACCUCAUGCCAUUUACCUCAUUCCUACGGGUCAAAAUCCUACGUCAGGCGUACUGUCGUUUCCUAGGCGCAGAGACAUAUAUGAUAUCUGCUCACGAUUUGAUGUCAUAAUUAUCGAAGACGAUCCUUAUUGGACUCUUUACUACGCCUCAGCGAACUCAAACUCGAUCAAGCAUCGAGGUACUCCUCUCUCAGCAAACUUCCCCGUUGAUAUUCAUCAUAAUUACAUUAUACAGUCACUCAACGGCCAAUCCACCGGACAUCGUUUUCUCGACGGUCUAGUUCCAAGUUUCCUUAGCAUUGAUUUGGAUGGACGUGUCAUCCGAUUGGAUUCAUUCUCAAAGACAAUUGCACCAGGUCUUCGUUUGGGGUGGAUCACUGCUCAGCCAAGAAUAUGUGAGCAGCUUUUCAGAAUCACGGAUGGAACCACCCAGCAGCCCUCUGGAUUCGCUCAAGCUAUUGUUGCGAAAAUAAUAGGCGACUUUGGCAAGAAUGCCACUGAUGUCAAUUCAACAGCCAGUCAUGACAAAUUGUCCAAUGGCUGGGGGUUAGAAGGGUGGGUUGAUUGGCUUGAGAAUCUCCGCUCAACUUAUGAACGUCGAAUGAUCACAAUGGCAGCGUCGCUUGAAAAGAACAGAUUCCUGACAUCCGAGACAGGGCAAGUCGAGAUGUUCACCUUUAAUUGGCCAUUAGGAGGCAUGUUCAUUUGGGUCCGGGUUAAGAUCCUCAACCAUCCUCUGAGUUCAUCGAUUGACCCAAGGCGACUGAUGCUGGCAUUGUGGAAUUUUUGUACUCAGCAGCCUUACAGGAUUCUAGCUGUUCCCGGUGGCGAUUUCGCCGCUAAUGAUGCCGUCAGAAACGCAGAAGGAUACCAGUUUCUUCGUUUUUGCUUUGCCGCUGUUGAAGAAAGUACUCUGGCAGCCAAGUCUGAAUUAUUUGCGGACGCGUGUGCACAAUUUUGGAACAUGAAGGAUGCCAGAAGGAUUGAUGAUAUUCUCCAGGAAGAAGAUCUGCUUGCAUCGGCGAACCAAACGGCAGAAGAGACCGCAGUCCUUGAUAGAGAGGUUAUAGAGGAUUGGUAA